AUGGCAUCAACCACACACACAGACUUUGGAGCUAAUACCGAAGCUAUUGAAGUUGCCAAAGCGUUUUCUACCGGUCUCCGUGGCAAAACUGUCCUCAUCACCGGAGUCAACCGUGGGGGUAUUGGCUUUGCAACCGCGCAGGCUUUUUCCACUCAAUCUCCGGCCCAUAUCAUCCUCGCCGGCCGCAGCCCUUCCAAGGCAAAGGAGAGCAUCAAUGAACUCAAAGCCGAGUUCCCAGAUGUAGACUACCGAUUCUUGGAGGUCGACCUCUCAAGUCAAGAAUCCGUGCGCAACGCAGCCAAAGAAGUCCUUUCUUGGUCCGAUAUUCCUGCUAUUGACUUUAUCAUCAACAGCGCCGGCGUCAUGGCCGUUCAAGAGCGCACUCUCUCCAAGGAUGGCAUUGAAAUGCAUCUUGCAACCAACCACAUCGGUCAUUGGCUACUUAGCUGCCUCCUGAUGCCCAAACUCAUCAAAGCAUCCGAAAACAAACCAAAUGGUUCCGUUCGUAUCGUCAAUGUCACCUCCGGUUCGCCUACAAAGUCAAACAUGCGCUGGAGCGACAUGAACUUUGAUAAGAAGAAUAAAGACCUCCCUCAGGAGGAGCAGCCAAAUUACGAGUUCUUCAAACUCUGGGGAUACGAAAAUACUGAAGAAACUGCCUAUGUUCCGCUCGAUGGCUACAACCGCAGCAAAGUCGCCAACGUCCUUUUCGGCAUUGAGGCUAACAAGCGUCUCUUUGAAAAGCACGGUAUUCUCACUCUUUCUGUUCACCCUGGUGUCAUCAGGACGACUGAACUGGGAAGAAACUUUCCGAAAGAGACGUUGGAGGCUAUUAAGAAGAUGGGGUCGGUGGGGUUCUUUACUACCAAGUCGGUAGAAGCUGGAGCUUCGACUAGUCUUGUUGCAGCUUUGGAUCCCAAGCUUGCGAAUGGUGUUGGGGAGACUCAUGAAGGAAGUGAGAAUUAUGGGGCGUUUCUUGCUGACUGUCAAAUCAGUACUGAAGCGAUGCCGUUGGCUGUUUCGAGCAGUGAGGCUAAGAAGCUGUGGGCUUUCUCUGAGGAGGCAACUGGACAGAAGUUUUCGUGGUAG
This is a messenger RNA of Fusarium fujikuroi IMI 58289, 1089 nucleotides long. RefSeq names its product related to double substrate-specificity short chain dehydrogenase/reductase 2. The record is from RefSeq and is a predicted model, not a curated record. NCBI's taxonomy places the organism in Eukaryota, Fungi, Ascomycota, Sordariomycetes, Hypocreales, Nectriaceae. The coding region runs from base 1 to 1089 and encodes 362 amino acids. The transcript has 2 exons.